Molecule: messenger RNA, 1065 nt
Organism: Akanthomyces muscarius
Lineage: Eukaryota; Fungi; Ascomycota; Sordariomycetes; Hypocreales; Cordycipitaceae
Exons: 4
Coding region: 1-1065 (354 amino acids)
Molecular function (GO): NAD binding
Source: RefSeq, a predicted model, not a curated record
AUGACACUCGUAAAAUUAGCACCACACAAUAAAACCCUCAAAGGGCACAAGCUGCUUCUCACAGACCCUCGUGCUCUCCCCAAAGACGCCCUCGAUCGCCUCCACGCCAGCUUCCCAGACCUGCACGUCCAGUCCUUUGACGCAGACGUGACGGACCCCUGGGACAAUGUCACGCUGGCUCUGGGAUCUAGUUCUAGAUUACCCUCUCGCGAGAAAGCCAGGAAGCUCGAGUUCUUUCAGUUGACGUCGGCCGGUGCGGACGGCCUCGUCGGCAAGCCCAUCUUUGACGACACCAAGAUAUCAUUCUGCACCGCGAGUGGUGUGCACGGACCUCAAAUAUCUGAAUGGGUCGUGGGCACCUUUCUCGCCUUUCAGCAUCAACUACCUGAAUAUCUCCAGAACCAGCAGCAAGGCAGAUGGAAAUCCUCCAAAACGCCCACAGACGACUCUGUUGGCCAGCGAGUAGGCAUACUCGGCUACGGCAGCGUCGGCCGUCAAGUCGCCCGCGUCUGCAGGGCCAUGGGCAUGAGCGUCCACGCCUACACGCUGCACCCGCGACGCACGCCCUCGUCUCGCCGCGACGACUCGUACGCGCCGCCGGGCCUCGGCGACCCCAGCGGCGAGCUCCCCGACCGGUGGUUCUCUGGCGGCUCGACCGCCGAGCUGCACGCCUUUCUCGGCUCCGGGCUCGACCUGCUCGUCGUCGCCAUGCCGCUGACGCCCAAGACGCGGGGUCUCCUGUCGAGGCGCGAGUUCGAGGUGCUGCGGGACAGAAAGACGUUUGUGUCCAACAUCGGCCGCGGGCCUAUUGUCGAUACGGGGGAUCUGAUGGAUGCGCUGGAGCAUGGCGUCAUUCGCGGCGCGGCGCUGGACGUCACGGAUCCGGAGCCGCUGCCGGACAAUCACCCGCUGUGGCAUGCCAAGAACAUCAUCAUCACGCCGCAUGUGAGUGGUGGCUCGUCAAAGUACAUGGAGCGGGUAUUCGAGGUCCUCAUGGCCAACUUGACGCGGUUCAGCAACGGGGAACGAUUGAUGAAUUUGAUCAAUAGAAAGGAAGGAUACUAA